CUGCAGCAUCCCACAUUCAAGGCACCACCUCACCUUUUACCCGCUCUUGUAGCCUACUGACCUUUUCUUUGAAGUAUCGGAAUCGCAUAUGGUAUCCUAGGGAUUGGCGGUCUUCCUACUUAUCGUCGCGAAUAUUGAGCGUAGUGCUUGCUUACAAGCCCGCCAUGGGACUCAAUGUGAUUCAGAGCCAGAAAGACGAUAUUCUGAAUGCCAUUCGAAAUGCGACUCGUGGAGAUUGGAAAGUACUAGUUGUGGACGAGCAGACGAAGAAGUUGCUGGACAAUGUGCUCAAAGAGGAUGAUAUACUCAACGAAAACAUUACCAACAUCGAAAUCCUGGAGCAGAAGCGGCAAGCUCAGGAUAUGGAUGCCGUGUACAUACUCGCACCGCUACCUUACGUUGUUGACUGCGUUAUGGCAGAUCUCGAGCGCGGGCGCUAUCGAAGGAGUUGGCUUCUAUGGACAAGCAUCGUUCCUCCAGUGCUGCGGCAGCGAAUUGAUCGCUCACAGAUAGCGCAAAGCCAAGUUGCCGAUUUCAGGGUCAUAAACAUUGAAUACUACCCUCGAGAGUCCCAACUGGUCACGUUCAGAGACCCAUGGAGCUUCCCUAAACUGUAUCACCCGGCCUGUAGUAAUCUGGUUCCGCAGACCAUAGCAGACAUUGCACAAAAGGUCGUGGCUACGUGUGUUUCGUUGGGCGAAUAUCCUACAAUUCGCUAUUACGCUCCGUUAAACCCUGAGCCUUCGCAUGAAGCUCAUGUUCUCUGCAGCCAUCUUGCGAACGCAAUACAAAAUGAGAUAGACACAUAUGCAAAGUGGAACCAGAAUUUCCCUCCGCCGUCAAACCGUCCUCGCGGCGCAUUGUACGUUGUUGAUCGUUCGUUCGACUUGUUUGCACCGUUCGUACAUGAGUUUACCUUCCAGGCUAUGGUGCAUGAUCUACUGCCAAUAAAAGAAGGAGACAAGGUCACUUACAGGACUGUGAUCAAUCAAGGCGAAGAAAAUGAAGAAGUGAGGGAUAUGGAAAUCAGCGAGAAAGAUGCCAUCUGGACUAAAUACCGGCAUACGUUCAUGGCGAACACAAUCUCUGGUAUUGAAGCGGAUUUCCAGAAGUUUGUAAAGGACAACCCGCAUUUUCAAAACUCCAAUGCGGCUACAACAAAUAUCAACACCAUCAAGACAAUGCUUGCUGGUCUACCACAAUUUCAAGAGAUGAAGGAGGCGUAUUCCUUAAAUGUCAAUAUGGCUACGGCUUGUAUGGAUAUCUUUCAAAAGCACCAGCUCUCCGAACUUGGAUCAUUAGAACAAUGCUUAGCAACCGGAUUGGACGAGGAUUACAAGAAGCCCAAGAAUGUGGCUGAUCAGCUGAUUCGUAUGUUAGACGAGGACGCUGUCGUUCCACCUGACAGACUUCGUCUGAUUGCGAUGUACGUUCUUUUCAAGAAUGGCCUUUUACCUUCUGACAUCCGUCUUUUAUGUAACCAUGCCGGACUGUCGGCGCAGGACGAGGAGGUGCUUCACAAUCUCGAAUUACUUGGCGCCAGAGUCUUUAAGCAAUUAAAGGACACGAGACCUCCUCCAUCAUCCAUGUUUUCUAGGAAACCACCGCCCGCACCAAGCGAAGAAGACUCAUUUCUUUCUCGAUUUGUACCAAAUCUCAAGCUUUUGCUUGAAAAACAUGUUGCCGGAACCCUGGACUUCAACCUCUUCCCAUUUGUGCGGCCCGACCCAAGCCAACAACAAGCAGAUGCCAACGCAGCCAUUCCGUCAUCUUCUUUGCGCUCCGCCAAGCCUACAUGGGCAAGAAACAAGCUCUCGUCCACGGAGCCUCGCCAACGUGUCAUUGUCGUCAUGGCUGGCGGUGCCACAUACUCGGAAGCCCGCUCAUGCUAUGAGAUUACGAAGGAGACAUCGCGUGACGUCGCACUGGUUACGUCGCAUAUGCUCACACCAGGUCUGUGGAUGCGACAACUUGGCGACCUAUCUCAAGAGAGGAGACGACUGGGCAUUCCCCAAGACCAGCCCCCAAAGCAGGCUCCGAAACAUCUUUUCGAGGAUGAUCGACCGCAACCUCCUCCCAUGGUGAAGGCACCACAGUUAGGCUCGGCAGGAGCUGCUGCCACCCCUAACCCACCUCCUGGCUCCGUGAUACCACCCGUGCAACACAUGCAGAAUCUACGCGUCAAUGGCAAUGGACCCUCUCAUUCGCGACCAGGUAGCAAUGCUAGUGGCGGCCCUGGGUUUAUUAAACUAAGUGGUUCGCCAGCCCCGAGCGAAAGUGGCAAGAAGGAGAAGAAAGAGAAGAAGCAUCAUUUCGGUUUCGGAAGCUCAAAGAAGUGAUAAUGAUCCCUAGCAUUUGGAAAAUUACACAUGAUGCAGCUGUCUGGACAAGUGAAUGCUAGUGGCUAACGCAAGACUAUCUGACAGGCACCAGACAACAAGAACGAGAACACGAAACAAAACAAACGCAGAGGCGUGCGAGAUAUUUGUGCGCGGAACUUCUGUGGUCUCUGGUAAGGACAGAAAGGCUUUAGGAUCAACAAAGACAUCAAAGAUGUUGCAGGUGGAUGGUGCUGCGAAGCAUAGGCAUAUGGCACAAAGUCGUGAGACAACAGCGAGUUGGAAGAUGAAGCUGAACUGGGUGUUGAAGACCGUUAGUCGUACAUGGGUGUGAGACUCGAAAUUCGCUUGUGACUUGUAUCACUGCAGCAGAACUAGGCCAAAUGCGAUGAAUAGAACAUGUUUGUAUUGAUCAAUGAGACCUUUUCGAGACGUUUGGAAAGUUUUCUGACGCACUGAAUUCGUCGAUCUCAAGAUAGAUAUGUCUGGUCGUCGUAAGUUCAGCGAACAGUCGAUAUGCACAACUGCUGGUAGGCUUUUGCUGACCGAUUUCACUGCAUUCUUUCAAUA
Messenger RNA from Verruconis gallopava, 2909 nucleotides. RefSeq lists its product as uncharacterized. The transcript has 6 exons. Gene Ontology annotation, biological process: vesicle-mediated transport; intracellular protein transport. The record is from RefSeq and is a predicted model, not a curated record. Lineage: Eukaryota; Fungi; Ascomycota; Dothideomycetes; Venturiales; Sympoventuriaceae. Bases 165 to 2339 code for a protein of 724 amino acids. Gene Ontology annotation, cellular component: secretory granule; plasma membrane. Gene Ontology annotation, molecular function: syntaxin binding.